Molecule: messenger RNA, 1793 nt
Organism: Phytomonas sp. Hart1
Lineage: Eukaryota; Euglenozoa; Kinetoplastea; Trypanosomatida; Trypanosomatidae
Source: the annotation of a GenBank genome assembly
GGUACUUUAAGUGGUGGACAUGCCGCCCUGCACGCGGUCUAUCCCCUCUGGCAGGUCCGAGUUGGGGCCUUUUUCAUCCCGACAAGGCCAUUAAAGGGGAAUUGAGGGCGAGGGCAGGGGCCUCGCGAAGUCUGCGGUGGACGCACAACCGCAACGAUCCCCCGCGAGGCCGAAAGACCCCCUCCCCAGAAGGAAAUCCCGCACAAAAGUCAGGGGAACGGCCCACCGUUCAAUUUGACGGUAUCGCCGUAUAAAAAGGGCUGCCAUUCACGACGUCUCGCUUUUCUUAUCGUUUUACACUACAAUGAGAGGUUUGGCGCGCUAAGAAAGGAGCCGGAUAAUUAUAUUUUUUAUUGGAGACGUGUUUUAUUCAAGAUCCCUAUUCUUAUUCUUUACAAACUAUUGCUUUGAGGUUCUUUAAUUCUUCUCUUUGAUUUUUCCUUUCGAACCCGUUUGACUCGUUUUGGUUUUCUAUAUUUCUAUUGGUUAAUCAUAUUCCCUGGUAGUUCGAAUAGGUGUGACUAUCUUCUUGUGGCCUUCAGAAAGGACUAUUCGUUGAGCAUAUCCUACUCAACUUUCUAAUCCUAAUAGUUAUGUAUAGUACACUUCAUUUCCACACCACCGAUAAUUCAUAAACUGGUUUCUAUUUCACUAAUCUGAUCGUCAGGGUCUAUACCCAAAAAUCCUUUCUUCAUCACCGCCAUAUCCGCUUAGGAUUCAUAUCCCAAUGGUGCCAUGUCUUGUCUUUUCAACCCAUCGUUACUGUUUUUUUUUUUGAUGUCCACCCCACCCCUUUUUUUUUACUUUCCCAAAGUCCAAUUGGAUUAGUUUUCACGCGCCGACCCUGAUUUGUCAAACCAACUUCGCAUAGCGACGCUUGAGAGAUGGCCACGAGGGACCGGACGAAUGAAUUUGUGAAGUACCGCACGAGCCGGCCGCGUCGGCCCGAGGCCGAAGAACUGUUAGCCGAGGAGAAGCGCGUGCACGCGGUCUACACAGUCCCGCUGUGGGUGGAGAAGAUGAACCUCGUGCGGACCGUCGGGAAGCACAUCGAAGAGCAGGUCGGGGUUCUCGCCGGGCUGCACAAGGGCCAUCUUCGGGUGGAAUUCAGCUCCGCCCGCGAUGAGGCGCAGGAAGAAGCCCAGAUUGAGCAAGCCCAGGACCGCAUUGACCGGCUUUUCAAGGAAAGCGAGCGCCAGAUCCACGAGGUCGAGGCCGCCUACCUGCGCGACCUCCCCGACCACGGCACCGACGCCGAGCUUCGCAUCCUGCGAAACGUCAAGAUGAGCCUGGUGAACGAGAUCGCCGAUAUCAGCGCGGCCUACCGGGAGACCCAGCGGCAAUAUAUGAUGGAUGUAAAGAAGCAGCAGGCCGUCUCCCAGCGCUGGGCCGGCGGGGAUCGCCAGAAAUCGAUCGAGCAGCAGCUCGAGAACGACGCCUUGAUGGACCAAUAUCUCCAAAAAGGCUUGUCCCAGGCCCAAAUCGAGACGGUGAUGCUCAAUCAGCAAAUGGCCCAGGAGCGCGUGAAGGAGUUCGAGCGCAUCUACAGCUCGAUUAAAUCCAUGCAUGAGAUCUUUAAGGAUUUGGGCGUGUUGGUCAUCGAGCAGGGGACGAUCCUGGAUCGGAUUGAUUACAACAUGAACCUCACCCACACCCGCGUCCAGCGCGCGCGAACCGAGUUGGAGAAGGCCGCGGCGUACCAGAGCGCCGGGGGGUUCAAGAUUUGUGUACUUUUAAUGCUUGUUCUGAUUGCGGGGUUAACCAUCGCUCUGUUUUUCAAAGCGGUGCUUUGA